Messenger RNA from Paralichthys olivaceus (Japanese flounder), 3117 nucleotides. Its product is annotated as chromodomain Y like 2. Gene Ontology annotation, cellular component: nucleus. NCBI's taxonomy places the organism in Eukaryota, Metazoa, Chordata, Actinopteri, Pleuronectiformes, Paralichthyidae. The record is from RefSeq and is a predicted model, not a curated record. Gene Ontology annotation, molecular function: transcription corepressor activity.
UGCAGACACACCAUCGGGCGGUGCAUUCUUAGCCGGGGACUAGUUUCCAGUCCUGCACUUGGGUCUGAGUAAACAGCACCGCCCCGAUGGUUGUUUGUUUUAAGUGUGGAACGAUCCAUCGCAGCGCGCCGGGCUCGAUUGACACUGUCUGCUGAUCUGCUGCUGCGGAUUGCUCAGAAUAACAAGGGCUGCUCGCUAAUUCCCGUCCACCGGGGCUUCAGCCGAAACACCGAGAGAGUCGGGUCCUCAAAAAAAAAAAGAAAAGAAAAAGAAGAGCCAACAAGGCAGAGGCAAGAGACCGCCGCGCCGCCGGAGUCCGCACCCCAGAAUGGCUUCGGGAGACCUUUACGAGGUGGAGCGGAUCGUGGACAAGAGGCGGAACAAGAAGGGUAAGUGGGAGUACCUGAUCAGGUGGAAAGGUUAUGGAAGUAAGGAGGACACAUGGGAGCCCGAGCACCACUUACUGCACUGCGAGGAAUUCAUUGACCAGUUCAACAGCUUGAGACUGCAUUCACACAAACGGCCCAAAGCUCCAAAAAGUCGUGGAGAGCCCCUCAUCACCAGCCACCCAUCUGCUACAGAAAACAGAGCUCGGUCAGAUGCUCGAAAAAAGAAAAGGACUGGUGGCCCAGCUGUGGGGGUCGGAGUAGGACCUGUUCUCGGGAUCGGAAGUGGAGGGUCAGGGCCUUCUCUGAAGCAAAGGAAGAUGAGUGUAGGACCUGGGAAACAUACUUUAGGUGACAAAGCCAUGACCUACAAGGCUCCUCUACCAAGGGGGGCUCACUUUGUUCCCCCAGGGAGGGUUCCUCAUAAUGGACUCCAGAAUGGAGACUUGGAGCCUCUCGUGUACAGGACAGCAGCAAGGUCACAUAGACUGCCCACAGACAAAGUGGAUGGAGAACAAGGAGACACAGAUACUACUGGACAGCAGUACACCGCUGAACUAGGCUGCCCUCUUGCCAACGGAAAGAUGCAUCUGCACAGCUCAGUAAAGCGGAAGCUGGUUGACGAGAAAGGCUACGUGUUUGACAAGCGGCUCAGGUACAACGUGCGACAGAACGAGAGCAACUGUCGCUUCCGAGACAUCGUGGUCAGGAAGGAGGAGGGCUUCACGCAUGUCCUGCUCUCCAGCCAAACGACGGACAACAACGCCCUGACGCCAGAGAUCAUGAAGGAAUUGUGUCGAGCUCUGGGUAAUGCAGCCGCAGACGACAGUAAACUAUUACUGCUCAGCUCCGUGGGAACAGUUUUCUGCAGUGGUCUGGAGCUGUCCUACCUGAUAGGGCGUCUGUCCACUGACCGCAGGAAAGAGAGCAGCCGUAUCGCAGAUGCUGUGCGGGACUUUGUGUUGGCAUUCAUCCAUUUCAAGAAGCCCAUUGUGGUGGCAAUAAACGGGCCGGCUCUCGGCUUAGGAGCUUCCAUCCUGCCACUGUGUGAUGUGGUGUGGGCCAGUGAGAGGGCCUGGUUCCAAACUCCAUGUGCAGCGCUCCAUCUCACCCCCUCUGGAUGCUCCUCUUACACCUUCCCCCAGAUCCUGGGUGUAGCCUUGGCCAACGAGAUGCUGUUCUGUGGAAGAAAACUCACCGCACAAGAAGCGUGCAGUCGAGGUCUUGUGUCACAGGUCUUUUGGCCAACAACAUUUAACCAAGAGGUGAUGCUGCGCGUGAAGGAAAUGGCGUCAUGCAAUGCAGUGGUUUUAGAAGAGUCCAAAUGCCUGAUGAGGAGUAUCCUCAUGUCGCUCCUGGAGGAAGUGAAUGAGAAAGAGUGUCAGAUGCUGAAGCAGCUGUGGUGUUCAACCAAAGGACUCGAGGCCCUCUUCAGCUAUCUGCAGAACAAGGCGUAUGAGAAGUAAUCAUCUCCACCCAGGAAACCAGAGAUGGUCAGGGUGGAUGUGACACUACCUACAGAGGGACAUUCAGGAUGAGAUCUCAAAAUGAAGGAAAAGUUUCGUGAAGGUCCUUUGUUCCCAUCAAUCAGUAAGGCGAGGCGAUACACUGGAGUUCUGUUUGCUUACAUUGCUACCAACAGAAAAAAUACAUCAUCCAACCUUUUUAUUGGACCCACAACCAUCCAUUUGUUUCUCCUUUAAUAGUCAAAGAGCAAAGGGCCAAACGUGCUUUGCUGAAAUGUAGGAAGGAACAGAGUGUUUCUGCACCUGUGUGAGACUUAAUCGUCAGGAUGAAUUAAAUCAGUGUACGUCUGAAAGCACAUGAUUAAUUUAAAGUUAAUAUAUAUUAAUAUAUAUUUAUUUCAGAUAUAACAGUUGCUCUCUGUAUAUAAGUACAGGUUUCAGGAUUUUCUUUUACUCGGUUAUUGUUUUGACUUCAAUUGUAAAAACCAAAGUUGGCAUAAGGACAGUUUGUCCCUCCUUAACAUGCACAUUCCAUCCGCUCUGCAUGGACGAAGAAAACUACUAGAAAACUCAUUCAUACUCAUUUCAGAUUCACAGACCGCUUAAAGAAAGUUGAUGUGUAUUCUGUUUUUUUGAUGGAUGAUAUUUGCACCCAGCUGUCCAGAGCCAACAAGGCUAUUAUGUACCCAGUUUUAGACUCAGCUGGACCACUUCAAGAAGAAGUGCUUCAGCAGUGGUGAGAGGUUUCUGGCAGAAAGGCUUUCUGACAUGUGGAUAAUGUUGUGCAAAAGGUUUAUUUGAACAUGACCAUCUAGUUUUGUUGCCUUAACCCUAAAAAAUUGUGACUGAAAACUUCAUAUUAUUGAAAAUAAUCAUGCACGUUGCUCACUCAAUCAACAGAUUUUUAAAACGUGAAAAAACACAGACAUAACAGUUGUAACCUAUUUUUAAGAUAUUUCAAUCGUGAGGCCGCAAACACUAGACAAGACUUAUUGAGACACAGGACCUCAACAAAUAAUCUCUGAGUGGCAAUUUUCAGAGACUUGGGAAGAAACUACAUCAUCGAAUGAGACUUCAGAAUAAAAACAAACAUUCCUACUGUCCACCUGAUAUGGAAAACAAAAGUCUUAUUUAUGCUGUUGGCAGCCAUUAUUUCUGAUCUAAACACAAGUAAGCAACAUCUGGCUCACUCUCAUUGGCUAUCGCUGGUGUCUGCUCACUCACCCAAUCGCUCUUCCUUUCAUACUACACAAGUCUCCCCGAUU